GGCCUUUGCGCGCUGGCUAAGGGGCGGGCCUUCGGGUGCCCCCUUCGGGCCGAGGUAUGGCAGAAUCCUCCGGAUCUCCUCACCACUUGCUUUACAAACAGGUGAACUCCCCGCCCUGGAAGGAGGCUUUCAGGCAGGGAUGUCUCCAGAGAAUGAGAAACAACCGGGACAAGCUCCUGGACAAGUACCGUCAGACUGGAGGCAACAUGCCAGUAAGAGUCUCCAACAGACUCCUAGUGGAAGAAGUGAUGGAGGAAGAGUGGAAUUCUUUGCAGUCAGUAGAGAACUGUCCGGAGGGCUUGACCCAGUUGGGGUUGCCAGUGGACCUAUCUGUGCUGGAGGAAAUCCAACAGGAGCUGUGUGAUGAAGAAAAGUCCAUUAUCAACGAAUAUGAGACGAGCUUACAGUUUGAUGAAAAUUGUCUCAACAUCAUGCUGACUGAGUGGGAAGCAAACCCCCUCAUCUGCCCUGUGUGUAUAAAGUUCAACCUGAGAAUAAUAGACAGUGUGGUCAUGUGUCAGUGUGGCCUGUUCAUCCCAUUUCAUUCUCCGGAGUUGACAGAGCAGAAGCUUCGUGCCUGCUUAGAAGAUAACAUAAACGAGCACAGUCUACACUGUCCCUGCACCCCUGCAUUUUCAGUCACUGAUGGGGCAGAAGAAAAGCCCAGUCUUCUCAUGAGCUGUCUGGUAGGCUUGUGACACUUGGGCCGUGAUCCUCUAGAGUCAUCCUGGACUUGUCACUCCACUAGGCUGAAAGCAACUCGUUUCCUCUGAUUAAGACCCUUACGUGAACAAGCCUUUGUAACUUAUUUUGCAUUAAAGCUUUUUAAACAUCUC
Nannospalax galili (Upper Galilee mountains blind mole rat) is the source of this 836-nucleotide messenger RNA. It is a transcript of the gene Rpain, whose product is annotated as RPA interacting protein. Gene Ontology annotation, cellular component: PML body; nucleus. Gene Ontology annotation, biological process: protein import into nucleus. Bases 57 to 698 code for a protein of 213 amino acids. The transcript has 7 exons. The record is from RefSeq and is a predicted model, not a curated record. NCBI's taxonomy places the organism in Eukaryota, Metazoa, Chordata, Mammalia, Rodentia, Spalacidae.